Molecule: messenger RNA, 207 nt
Organism: Penicillium macrosclerotiorum
Lineage: Eukaryota; Fungi; Ascomycota; Eurotiomycetes; Eurotiales; Aspergillaceae
Exons: 2
Coding region: 1-207 (68 amino acids)
Source: RefSeq, a predicted model, not a curated record
AUGGCCAGAAUUGAAAAGAAGGCGAAGGAAAUUCGCCUCCAGGUCUAUAUCCGUAGCGAAGGGUCCAAAUCCAUACUCCGUGAUGGCGAAGGGUGGGCGGACGAACUCUGGUUCGACCCAGACAUCCACGAACUCGGCCGCAACUCUGACUUCAUCGUUCCGGCCGACAGCCUAGGCCGAACCAGAUUUGGAAUCAGUGGCGAAUAA